GAUGGCAGAGGCACCGGCCUCCCCGGUCCCGCUCUCUCCGCUGGAAGUGGAGCUGGACCCAGAGUUCGAGCCCCAGAGUCGGCCGCGCUCCUGUACGUGGCCCCUGCAGAGGCCGGAGCUGCAGGCGAGCCCGGCCAAGCCCUCGGGGGAGACGGCCGCGGACUCCAUGAUCCCCGAGGAGGACGACGAUGAAGACGACGAGGUCGGCGGCGGCCCGGCCAGCUCGGCCAUGGUGAUCGGUGGCGGCUUGAGCAGCACGCUGGGCUCUGGGUUGCUCCUCGAGGACUCGGCCAGGCUGCUGGCUCCCGGAGGGCAGGACCUCGGGUCCGGGCCAGCGUCCGCCGCAGGCGCGCUGAGUGGGGGCACGCAGACGCCGCUGCAGCCUCAGCAGCCACUGCCACCGCCGCAGCCGGGGGCGGCUGGGGGCUCCGGGCAGCCGAGAAAAUGCUCUUCGCGGCGGAAUGCCUGGGGGAACCUGUCCUACGCCGACCUGAUCACCCGCGCCAUCGAGAGCUCCCCGGACAAACGACUCACUUUGUCCCAGAUCUACGAGUGGAUGGUGCGCUGUGUGCCCUACUUCAAGGAUAAGGGCGACAGCAACAGCUCUGCUGGCUGGAAGAACUCCAUCCGGCACAACCUGUCACUGCACAGCCGGUUCAUGCGAGUGCAGAACGAAGGAACCGGCAAGAGCUCCUGGUGGAUCAUCAACCCUGAUGGCGGCAAGAGCGGGAAGGCCCCCCGGCGACGGGCCGUCUCCAUGGACAACAGCAACAAGUACACCAAGAGCCGCGGCCGGGCGGCCAAGAAGAAGGCGGCCCUGCAGGCCGCCCCAGAGUCGGCGGCCGACGACAGCCCUGCCCAGCUCUCCAAGUGGCCUGGCAGCCCCACGUCCCGCAGCAGCGACGAGCUGGAUGCAUGGACAGACUUCCGCUCGCGCACCAAUUCCAACGCCAGCACAGUCAGUGGCCGCCUGUCGCCCAUCCUGGCAAGCACAGAGUUGGACGACGUCCAGGACGAUGACGCCCCCCUCUCGCCCAUGCUCUACAGCAGCUCUGCCAGCCUGUCGCCUUCUGUGAGCAAGCCGUGCACCGUGGAGCUCCCGCGGCUGACGGACAUGGCGGGCACCAUGAAUCUGAACGACGGCCUGACCGACAACCUCAUGGACGACUUGCUCGAUAACAUCUCGCUCCCGCCCUCCCAGCCAUCGCCCCCCGGGGGGCUUAUGCAGCGGAGCUCCAGCUUCCCAUACACCGCCAAGAGCUCCGGCCUGGGUUCCCCAACCAGCUCCUUCAACAGUACGGUGUUUGGACCCUCGUCUCUGAACUCCUUACGCCAGUCGCCCAUGCAGACCAUCCAAGAGAACAAGCCAGCCACCUUCUCUUCCAUGGCACACUAUGGUAACCAGACACUCCAAGACCUGCUCACGUCAGACUCCCUCAGCCACAGCGAUGUCAUGAUGACUCAGUCGGACCCCUUGAUGUCUCAGGCUAGCACUGCUGUGUCUGCCCAGAACGCCCGCCGGAAUGUGAUGCUCCGCAAUGACCCCAUGAUGUCCUUCGCUGCCCAGCCUACCCAGGGGAGUUUGGUCAGUCAGAACUUGCUCCACCACCAGCACCAAACCCAGGGCGCUCUUGGUGGCAGCCGUGCCUUGUCCAAUCCUGUCAGCAGCAUGGGCUUGAGUGACUCCAGCAGCCUUGGGUCAGCCAAACACCAGCAGCAGUCCCACGUCAGCCAGUCUAUGCAAACCCUCUCGGACUCUCUCUCAGGCUCCUCACUGUACUCAGCUAGUGCAAACCUUCCCGUCUUGGGCCAUGACAGGUUCCCCAGUGACUUGGACCUGGACAUAUUCAAUGGGAGCUUGGAAUGUGACAUGGAGUCCAUUAUCCGUAGCGAACUCAUGGAUGCUGACGGGUUGGAUUUUAACUUUGACUCCCUCAUCUCCUCACAGAACGUUGUUGGUUUGAACGUGGGGAACUUCACUGGUGCUAAGCAGGCCUCAUCUCAGAGCUGGGUGCCAGGCUGAAGGAUCACUGAGGAAAGGGAAGUGGGUAAAGCAGACCCUCCAACUGACAGAAGACCUACAGAGAAAACCCUUUGCCAAAUCUGCUCUCAGCAAGUGGACAGUGAUACCGUUUACAGCUUUGUGAAUCCCACGCCAUUCUCCUAACCCAGCAGAGACUGUUAGCAGCCGUGGCCCUGGGUGAAGCCCUGACCCGUGGAACAGAACUCUAUAAUGUAUGCAAAAUCUAGCUCCUGAGUGACCUGCCGGCGAGGACAGCACCCUUCCACCCCACCCACUCUCCUUCAGAGCACACCGGGAGCCCCUGGCGAUCCUGUCGAGCUUCAUAUCAUGAUGGUUUAUGGGAUGUUUUGAGUGUUGUGUGUUUCCCUUUGGCCCUCUGAGUCUUCUACACAUAGUCACUUCAGUAUUUUUAACGUUAACUGCCCUUCCCCUCGCACACUUCAAGGCAGAAGGGCAGUGCUGUACCAGUUCCCGGUCUGGCUUUGAGCGUCACAAGCUUCCCAGCCCGUGGAACUCCACAAACUUAACCCAUUACAUAAACUAAAGGGGGAUUUUCUUUCUUCUUUUGUUUGGUAGAGAAUUAUCCUUUUCUAAAAACUGAACAAUGGCACAAUUGUUUGCCCUACGCACCCGUCCAGGACUGAACUGUGCGUAGGCGGAGCAAACGGAGGCAGGCAUCUGACCCAGUAGUUUCCAGGUCUGAGUCGGGGUGGUCUGUGGACGGGGACCCCAGUGCCCACCCUCCAGCUGCCUGCUCAGCAGGGCUUGCGGUCCCGUCAUUCUCCUCAGCUAAUGCUGUAGACAGUGUCUGCUCUUAGGAACUAGGACCUCUUCGGGAAAGCUCAGCUACCACUCAUUGCCAAAUGCCACUAAUGGGUUGAGUUUUAAGGAGAAAAGGAAAAAGAUGUGCGCUGUUUGGCGUAAUAGAAGAUGUGGGAUUACUGGUGAGCCGUUAAGCGUGCGGUGAGAAAUGUGUGAAAUAGAUAAACUAAGUCUGUGCUAAGGCAGGUCCAACUUCACUGUUUUUGAAACAUACACAUCUUUUGAUUAUUUUCAACCUUGCUGUGUAUACUCUGAUCUUUGUAGAAGUGUAUGAGUGACAGGCAAUAGCGUACAAGGUGAUAUAUAGAAGAUUAGAUUGUAAUUGUACAAGUGACACUUGGAAAUACAAGAUAAGGCAGUUUAAACUUUUUUUCUUAAAACUCUCUGCUUCUAUGGAUCUCAUUUUUCUGUUUUGUUUUCCAACAGUUAUGGUGCUGUACAGGUGCUUUCUGUUUAACCUGCAAAGUGUGAGUGCGUUCAUGACUCCUUUGAGAGACAGCGUGGUUGGGGACACCUUUGGUACAUACAGAACUGGUGUGACGAUGCCCUGGUUAGCACAGCAUAUACAUACUCCUCCAAAGUGAUACACGGAGACUCUUUUCUUUGCAUAAAAAGCAUUAGGCACAUAAGGGUAUAAAUAUAUUUUAUCAUGUACAGUACAGAAGUGGAGCUUUGUGCAUGGCGUUGGGAAUGUGGGCUGAUGUUCCAGCAUGGGUUCCUGCUCGAGUUCCCGCCGUUGCAUGCACUGUGGCAGCAGACACCAACACGGGCGUGCCCCCCAGUCCCCUGCACCCACCACCUUGUGCACCUUUGCUUUCUAGCUCCUCUGGGGGUGGUGUUGGUGGCAGUCACGGCUCCUAGCGUAAUGAGAGUUCCGUUUGGUGUUGUCCCACGUCUUUCUUGCCUCGCUUGGGUUAUCAUGUCAGAGCAAUGGCCCUGUUGAUUGCACUCAGCCUUUUCCAGAAUCUGUACAUGGUCACGCAGUUAGGGCUCUCGUAGGCUUAUAGCACAUUGCCUUUUCCAAACUGCUACGUUUAUAGUCUUCAUUUUUAAAGUCUAAUUUUGAAAAUGUGUAUAAUAUUCACGUGGUCUGCUUGUCCGUGAGCCCUACCUGCUUGCUUCAUUCCUUGAUGGUGAUACUAGCCACUCCCUGUUCUUCCGUAGUCAGCUGUCCACAUGCCCUGUGUCAUUUCAGCAGAGGGCUGGCGGGCUGGCUUCCCAGAGUGCUGCUUCCUCGGUGGGUGACGGUCGAGGGGAUGGAGAGAGCUCAGGUACAAGGGAGGACCCAAGUGCUUCCAACAGGGGGGCCCUGAGAAUUCUCUCCUGAGUUUAAAGAAAUGAGCAGACUAACUCACAGGCCAGCCGCUUGGCUGUGCAGUUUCCAGGCCCUGGGAGCGGGAAAGGCAAUCCUCCAGUGUAUUCCCCUAGUUUUAAAAUGUCGAGUUCCUUUUAGACACGUAACUUCUCAUUUGUUUCCUUUCCCAGUGUUUGUUGGAUUUCAGGCACUAAGUUUCACAGAAUGUCCUAGAAACAGAUUAUAAGCUGAAGCAAAGACAGUGUGAGGCCAGGGCGGCCUCAGCAGAUCAGAAAAGCAGAGGCAAAAUGCCUUGAUGUACUUUACUUUUUAAAAUAAUACAGAGUCCACACAUAGGAUGUGUGGAGAGCUGGGGCCUUCCAGGCCCAGAACUCUUACACACCCACCCUCAGGGGCCCCACACAGAGAGGCCACGCUCCUGUAAGAAGCCCAGUUCUCUGGCGGUCGUACUCCGCAGAGGUGACACCUGGGCCCUCUGUACCUUCUGUUAAAACCACGCUUUCGGGGUAGGCUGGCCAUUGUCCACCAAGUAGCAGUCCCAAUGUCUUAAACCCGUAACAAUGAAGUGCUCUGUAGAGACAUCUGAGCAGAUGCCCUCAUGACCUCCGAGGCUAGGGCCAGCUGCUGUGGUGGAGUCCUGAUGAGACAUGCCUGCGUGAACCUUCUCAGGGCACCCCGCACACUUGUGACAGGACAUAGAGAGCAGAGUGCCCGAUGCUGAGGACUGAGGCGCUCUUGAGCACCGUGGUUCUCUUCGGGCUCUAGAAUCUGCUGUCUUUGACCAAAGCUAGAGAAGAGCGUUAUGGCAAGCCUACCCCGUCCUGGCGUUGGGACUGGCGGGGCUCAGCAUACCCUGUUCACUGUGAGUGCGUCUGAGGCGGUGACCCUCCUUGUGUCCUCUGCAGCUGCUGGAGCACAUAGGACGUUUUCCUGCGUCUC
This is a messenger RNA of Peromyscus eremicus (cactus mouse), 5099 nucleotides long. RefSeq names its product forkhead box O3 (gene Foxo3). The transcript has 3 exons. NCBI's taxonomy places the organism in Eukaryota, Metazoa, Chordata, Mammalia, Rodentia, Cricetidae. Gene Ontology annotation, biological process: regulation of transcription by RNA polymerase II. Bases 2 to 2023 code for a protein of 673 amino acids. Gene Ontology annotation, molecular function: DNA-binding transcription factor activity, RNA polymerase II-specific; RNA polymerase II cis-regulatory region sequence-specific DNA binding. The record is from RefSeq and is a predicted model, not a curated record. Gene Ontology annotation, cellular component: nucleus; mitochondrial matrix.